This is a messenger RNA of Effrenium voratum, 1263 nucleotides long. The record is from the annotation of a GenBank genome assembly. Lineage: Eukaryota; Dinophyceae; Suessiales; Symbiodiniaceae.
AUGGCAUCCCUGGCAAGCUCCCGGGCGGCGCUUUAUUGCAAAAGCGACGAGGCGCGCAUCAGCAGAAGCUGUGUGAUGCUCGGCGCGCUGCCCAAGGUCCGGCUGUCGGAGGCUUGCGAGGCCAUCCACGAGAGCCUGGAUGCAACGACGACGAGCGGGCUUAGCGGUGACGGCCUGGCUCGGUUGAUCUGGCUCCUCACGAGGCAGAGGCCAAUGACAAAGCUGUCAGAGCUUCGCGUGGAGUACUUCUAUGAACUCAACAUGAAGCUCAGCAAGAGACACGAGCGGCUGCUCACGACGUCUCAGUCUGGCAACAUGGCAGACGUGCUGAGAGCCCUGCAGGAGCAGGAAGACUGCCUCACAGAUGAGUGGGUCCUUGCGCUUGCAACGGAGUGCGGGUACAAGACGGAAUGGGAUGCAACCUGGGUUGCGGCAAAAAAGAAGGCGAAGAAGGCUGCGCCUCCCUCGUCAACAGGCACCAUGCCAGAGCUUCUGGAGCAAUCCGCGAUGACGGCCAAGGCCAAGCCCAAGGCCAUGACCAGCUUCGUUCCCCCGACGUGGCCGCGUCGAGCUGGCGAGAACAUCCUCCUCCCAGCCGCCAACAAGGCCCCGCCUGCGAAAGCCGGGUUAGGCAGCAGCCGCAGCUCGCCUGCAGUUCCGUCGCCUCCUGUGCCGCAGCUCGCACGCCCUAGGCAGCCACCAAUCAUCGCUAUGUCUCAGACUCAGCCGCCACCCCAGCCCGCGAUGACAUCGACUGUGCCAUCGACUGUGCCAUCGACCAUGCCAUCGACCACGCCAUCCACCAUGCAAUCAAAAGCGGGGCCCCCGCCCCCGCCCCGGUCUGUGGCGGUCACGAUGUCCAACAGGCCUCUUGACAGGGCUCCUGCAACCGCUCUUGCCCUUGAAGAUCAGCCCAAGAAUCUUGCAGGAGCAGGACCAGGACCCGGGUCUGAAACGCAACUGAAGCCACGCAUGUCCAGAAAAGUGUCGCAAACCUCACUGAGGCGAAGUAAUUCUUUGUGGUUUAAUUCAACUGUUUCGCUGGCAGAUGUUUCUUUGUUCAAUCAACAUCUAGCCUACAAGGGCAGUAAUGCUGUAGCCGCUUUGUUGAUUGAUGAGUUCCCGACCGAACAUGACCGAAUUUAUACUAUUUACUAUUAUUGCCCGAGUGCCAACUUGCCAACCCUGACUGUCUGGGUGGUGGGGUUUCGGGUGGAGUUGGGGACCCCCCACCCCUGCCAGCGACGUAGCCUAGCCUGCUAA